Messenger RNA from Cariama cristata (Red-legged seriema), 1330 nucleotides. It is a transcript of the gene SNX27, whose product is annotated as sorting nexin family member 27. The record is from RefSeq and is a predicted model, not a curated record. Gene Ontology annotation, molecular function: phosphatidylinositol-3-phosphate binding; protein binding. The transcript has 11 exons. Lineage: Eukaryota; Metazoa; Chordata; Aves; Cariamiformes; Cariamidae. Gene Ontology annotation, biological process: intracellular protein transport; signal transduction. Gene Ontology annotation, cellular component: early endosome. The annotation marks the transcript as partial.
GAACGGGGUGAAUGUCGAAGGAGCAACGCACAAGCAAGUGGUCGACCUGAUUCGCGCCGGCGAGAAAGAGUUAAUUCUGACGGUGUUGUCCGUGCCUCCCCACGAGGCGGAUAAUCUCGAUCCCAGUGAUGACUCUUUGGGGCAGUCUUUCUAUGACUACACGGAAAAACAAGCUGUGCCCAUCUCCAUCCCCACCUACAAGCACGUGGAGCAAAACGGCGAGAAGUUUGUGGUCUACAAUGUUUACAUGGCGGGCCGCCAGCUCUGCUCGAAGCGGUACCGGGAGUUUGCCAUCUUGCACCAGAACCUGAAACGGGAAUUUGCCAACUUCACUUUUCCGCGUCUCCCGGGGAAGUGGCCGUUCUCUUUGUCGGAGCAGCAGCUGGACGCCCGACGGCGAGGGUUGGAGGAGUACCUGGAGAAAGUGUGUUCGAUACGUGUCAUUGGGGAGAGCGACAUCAUGCAGGAGUUCCUGUCGGAGUCGGAUGAGAAUUACAACGGCGUCUCGGACGUGGAGCUCCGAGUAGCAUUACCAGAUAUAACAACAGUGACAGUAAGAGUCAAAAAGAACAGCACUACAGACCAGGUGUACCAGGCUGUGGCUGCGAAAGUUGGAAUGGACAGUAUUACCGCAAACUACUUCGCCUUGUUUGAAGUGAUCAAUCACUCCUUUGUGCGCAAACUGGCGCCCAACGAAUUCCCCCACAAACUCUACGUGCAGAACUACACCUCGGCGGUGCCAGGAACAUGCCUGACGAUCCGCAAAUGGCUCUUCACUACAGAGGAGGAGAUUCUUCUCAAUGACAACGACCUGGCAGUCACCUACUUCUUCCAUCAGGCUGUUGAUGAUGUCAAGAAAGGCUACAUCAAAGCAGAGGAGAAGUCCUACCAGUUACAGAAGCUGUGUGAGCAGAGGAAGAUGGUCAUGUAUUUAAACAUGUUACGGACGUGCGAGGGUUACAACGAGAUCAUCUUCCCCCAUUGCUCCUGUGACUCUCGGCGGAAGGGACAUGUCAUCACAGCCAUCAGCAUUAAGCACUUUAAACUCCACGCCUGCACAGAGGAGGGCCAGCUGGAGAACCAGGUAAUAGCAUUCGAAUGGGACGAAAUGCAGCGGUGGGACACGGACGAAGAGGGAAUGGCGUUUUGUUUUGAAUACGCACGGGGAGAGAAGAAACCCCGAUGGGUUAAAAUCUUCACCCCCUAUUUCAACUACAUGCACGAGUGCUUCGAACGGGUUUUCUGCGAGCUCAAGUGGAGGAAGGAGGUGGAGGAGGAAGCAACAGACAAGGAUAACAAGAACUGCAGUAAAGACAAUAUGUGCAGCAAG